Pieris rapae (cabbage white) is the source of this 3165-nucleotide messenger RNA. RefSeq names its product zinc finger protein 431. Bases 67 to 1509 code for a protein of 480 amino acids. The transcript is spliced from 5 exons. Gene Ontology annotation, cellular component: chromosome. Gene Ontology annotation, biological process: regulation of transcription by RNA polymerase II. NCBI's taxonomy places the organism in Eukaryota, Metazoa, Arthropoda, Insecta, Lepidoptera, Pieridae. The record is from RefSeq and is a predicted model, not a curated record. Gene Ontology annotation, molecular function: chromatin insulator sequence binding.
GUCGCUGUCAAAGAAGAAAUUUUAAAUCGCUGCAGGUGUUGUUUGGAUAAUGUAGAUUUACAUCUCAUGUGGGAGGAAAUUUCCAACAACGAUCGAGCCGAUUCUUUUGGUAACAUGUUAAUAGAGUGCUUUUCAUUACCAUGGUUAGCAAAAAAUGAAGGUGAUCAGCUGGAAUAUAUUUGUAGCUCAUGUGUGGAUAGAUUACAGAGCGCUUUGGAUUUUAAGAGAGAGAUAAUUGCCUCUGAGCAAGUUCUUAAAGGUUUUUUAUUCCAAUCGGACAUACAAAUUGAAGUUGUCACAGAAGAAGAUUCAAUGAGUGCUAAAGAUGACCAUAUAGAAAAUUUGGGUAUUAAGACUGAAGAUUCAGAAGGUGAAAUAUCUGCUUUGGAUAUAGAAAAUAGUGAUAAAACAGAUCUUGAAUCAAAACCGAAACGAAAAUGGCCUAAAAAAAGAAAAGGUGCUAACCGUUUAAAAGUUUACAAAAAAUAUACACAGUUGGAUUUACGAGAAGCUAUUGUGUCGGUAAGAAGUGAAAAAAUGACAUUUAAGGAGGCUUGUACUGAAUACAACAUUCCCCGGAACACACUCAAAAGUAAUCUAAGCAACGCUGAUACUAUAUCUGAAGAUAAUAAUUUUUCAUGUGAAGAUAAGAGUAUGAAGGAAAGAUACUUCAGACUUAUUGAAGAAAUAAAAAUGAUAUUAAAGUAUACAAAUGCUAUACCAUUUAAAACAAAAACUGCGAAAUACUACUGUGCAUAUUGCUCAACCAAUGGUCCCAUGUUUCAAGAUGCUGAUGAAUUAAGAAUCCACACAAAGUUUCAUGAAGAAGAACGACUACAGGAAGUGGAUCAUUUCAUGAGACCCUAUUGGCUUAAUGAAAUAUUGAAGCUUGAUGUAUUAAAUUUAACUUGUACCAUAUGCACUACUAAACUUCCCGACUGGAAUCAAAUGUUUCAUCAUUUUGACUCAGAACAUGGUAUUGAAUUUGACGAAGCAUACACUAAAGUUGUGCCUUAUAAUCUAUCUGAGCCGAUGCAAUGUGUGUUAUGUCAUGAUGACUUCCCAAAUUUUCAUAGCCUCGAUGGCCAUAUGAAUGCCCAUUACAAUAAUUACAUAUGCCCGACAUGUGGGGAUACUUUUGUUGCUAAGUGUCGUUUAGAGAAACAUUUACAAGUACAUCAUCAAGGAGAGUAUCAAUGUGAAGAAUGUAAAAAAGUUUUCACUUUAGACAAAUAUCGUGCUAAGCAUUAUAAAUUGGUUCAUAAACGAAAUACUACAAAGUGUAUAUUGUGCCCGGAAGUAUUUAAUACAGUUUCUGAACAGAAUGCACACUUAGUGGAGUAUCAUAAAGACACUACUAAUGUCUACAUUUGUGAGUACUGUGGUCGUUCGUAUACCCAUAGAAAAAAUUUCCUGAAACAUCUAAGUAGAAAGAAAUAUAAGUGUGAAGAUUGUGAUAAAAGAUUUCCCAGCUUUAAAGGCUUAAAAACACAUAAAUGUGAAACAUAAAUUUUGGGGCGUUAGACAAAUUACAUUUGAUAGAAUUAUUUGUGCUAAUGUCAUCCCCACACAAUUUUAUGAAAUAAGGACUGUCACAAAAUUUUGUCAAAGGCAAAAAGUUUCUCAUUUUCAUUGGCAUUUAAGCCAAUUGAUAUGAGAAACAGGUUUUAAAAAUUUUCAUGGGUUUAUAACAGUUUCGAAAAUUAGAGUUUUAAAAUUUAAAAGGAGAAUUUCAAAUGCAAUUUUUUUUUCUGUUGAAACAACAUUUAUUCACUAAGUAUUUUAAGCUAAUAUAUUUUUGCUCCUCAUUAAGUUAAUACUAUAAUUUUUAGUUAUAUUAAGUUAAUACUGUAUAUCAAGACGCCAGCUUGGUAUCUUUCUGAAAAUAAAACAUAUGUUAAUUAAAAGUGCCUUUACUUAAAACUAAUGAAGCCUAAUUAUAAUUCGAUUGAUGCCUUCUAGUAAUAAAACAUGCACUAAAGUUAGUACCCACUGUGUUUUAAAUCUAAAAAUUUUUUUGUAAACACACUAACAGUAGUAUCAUAAGUCAGAAUUUUAUGUUAAGUUUUUAAGAGUAAGGGGCCGUUCAAGCAUUACUUAAGCAGAUUGACUGGAUCCCCCCCCCCCCCCUCUUGUCAACAAAUAUAAGUUAAAUUUAAAAUUAGAAAUUAUGUAAACCGUGGGGGGAGUUAUUGCAUGCAGUAAAUCUGCUUCGUGGCCGUUCAAGUAUAACGUAAAGAAUUUGAAGGGGGGGGGGGGGGGGGGGGAUAAAACGACGCGGGGCUGGGAUUGAAUAAUGCGUUAUUGUUAAUAUUAUUUUCGACUGUCCGAUACUAUACACAACGUAAAUGGCAACUUUUAGGUUUAAUGAGUCAUGAAACGUUAAAGAAAACAGAAAAAAGUUAAGGAAGUUGAAGCAGCUGUAAUACCCCCCUCUCCCCUCUUGUCAGCAAAGUUACGCAAAAGGCUAAUAAGGACUAGUAAAUGCAUUUCGUUUCAAGUAAAGACAAUGUGUGAGUUAUAUUGAGUAAAAAAGUAAAUGUAAUUAUUUGUUGUCGACGUAGUAACCAAAUAAGAAUAUCAAAGACCCCACUCUCCCCUAUAGUGCUUACGUAGUACUUGAACAGCCCCUAAGGUGGUGGAUUUGUAAAGUAUUCCAUUUUUGAUUGUAUAAGUGUGGAUUGGAGAUGUUAUGGAUAUGAUAUAUCGGAUCUGGAUACUGAUCCGGAUAUAGGAAUAAAAUUAAAAAAAUUAAAUUAUAUCGGUUUCGGAUACGGUUACGGAUAUCUCCUCUGUUUUAUCUAUUCAAAUAAAAGUUAAAUAAAAAGAUAAAUUUAAAAGCUUUGCAAAAACAUUAUAAAAUUUUAAAUUCAAAAAUUUCUUAAAUUUAAAGCUUUAUACAUUGCACAUAUUAACUUAUAACCUAUGUAUAACAUAUUAAAUGUUUUCUUUUUAAUAAUUUUUGUGAGUAAUGAAACCUCUACUGUCAAAACAUGUAGUUUUAUCUAAAUUUUAGACUCCGAUAUAUAUUUAUUUCGGAUAUCCGAUUGUUUCGGUUACGGUUACGGAGCUAGAUUGUAUGUUGGUUUUUUGUACAUUAAAGAAAAAGCUUCUUUUAUUCAUGUAUUUUUUUUUAAUUAUUUCGAAUUAAAAAUGAUUAAACUA